CGGCAGGUCCCUGACGAUCGGGAAAGUUGUUGCAAUAGCGCGCUACAAAGUCACACCAGAGCUCUCGACGGAGCCGCAACUUCGUGAAAAGGUGGAUGCUUGUGUGCAGAGCUUGAACCGCAAGCUCGAGCGCGGCGAGGUGAGUCUGGAGUGCAAUCGACCGAUUCAUCCCUAUCGCUUGAAUUGCGUGCUGAUGUGCUAGACGCUAACCAAGUAGAGCAUGUACGGCAUCAACACGGGCUUUGGCGGGAGUGCCGAUACGAGGACAGCGCACGUCAAGGAGCUGCAGCUAUCGCUCGUCACUGGUCAGCAGAUUGGCAUUCUUCCAGUCGCCAGUCUGGACGAGGGCAUGGCCGACUCGCUUCCCAUUUCUGACGAGCCUCUGUCUCAGCCGGAAGCCUGGGUGCGGGGUGCGAUGAUCGUGCGUCUAAACAGUCUUGUUCGUGGACACUCAGCAGUCCGCUGGGUCGUCCUCGAGACUAUGCAGCGCUUGAUGGCAAACAAUGUCGUUCCGGUGGUACCUGUUCGAUCUUCCAUCUCGGCCUCGGGAGACCUCUCUCCGCUCUCCUACGUGGCUGGCGCGCUGGCCGGCUUGCCUGGUGUCCAGUGCUGGGUCGAUGGGGCCGAUGGCCGCAGAAAGAAGGUCUAUGCACCGGAAGCCUUGGCGCGCUACAAUAUCGCGCCCAUCUCGCUUGAACCAAAGGAAGGACUGGGACUUUUGAACGGCACGGCCUUUAGCACGUCUGUUGGGGCAUUGGUGAUGCACGAUGCGAACAUGCUGGCUCUAGUUUCCCAAAUCACGACCGCCAUGGGCUGUGAGGCGAUGCUAGCGACUGACGGAUCCUUCGAUCCUUUCAUUCACGACGUGUGUCGACCUCAUCGAGGCCAAGUGGAAGCAGCGAGCCAUAUCCACAAACUUUUGGAAGGCUCCCAGCUCGCUACACACCAUGCAGAUGAGGAGCAUGUGUUGGCCUCGGAUGAUUCGGGAACACUUCGCCAAGACCGCUAUUGCUGGCGCACAGCCGCCCAGUGGGUUGGUCCGCAACUUGAAGAUCUCCAGGCUGCCACGCAGGCCGUCGAGACGGAGCUCAACACCACUACAGACAACCCUUUGCUAGAUGCGGACACGGACAAGAUGUAUCACGGCGGCAAUUUCCAAGCUCAAGCUAUCACGAACGCAAUGGAAAAGACUCGUCUCUCGCUGGCGCUGCUCGGAAAGAUGCAAUUUGCUCAGACGGCCGAACUCGUCGACCCGGCCAAGAAUCGAGGUCUCCCAGCCAAUCUCUCGGCGGGCGACGUAUCCCUUGACUUUGGCUUCAAAGCUGUGGACAUCGCCACCGCUGCUGUGUGCAGCGAACUGCAAGCCCUGGCAAGUCCGGUCGCUACCCACGUGCAGAGUGCAGAGCUUGGCAAUCAGGCCUUGAACUCUCUCGCUCUCAUUUCGGGACGUCAGACCGUUCGAUCGAUCGAGUGCCUUUCGCAGCUGUUUGCCUGGUCGCUCUACAUGAUCACGCAAGCUUUUGACCUGCGCGCGUUGCAGAGGGCUCAUCUCGACGUGCUGCAUGACCAUCUCAAAUCCAGCUUGAAGGCGUCCUUCGGGUUGUGGAUCACAGAUACCGACUUGAAUACGCUGGUACCUCGCAUAUAUGCGAAAGUGACUUUGCGAAUGGACGAAGGCGCUCAUCGGCCAAUGCUUGAGCGCUUGGAUGAGGCGUACCGCUCUGCGACUCAAGAGCUGGUGCAAUAUCUUGCUACUGCCCCCAGUGUGGCUAGCGGAAAAGCUCUACAAGCCUUGGUCGACUGGCGCGAAACUUCCGUUCAUCAAAUGGAGAAGGCCUACUACGCGCAGGUCCAGCAGAUGCAUGAACAGCCUUAUGGCUGUCACGCAAGCCCUCUGCUCUCUCCAUUGACGCGCCGUAUCUACGAAUACGUUCGCAAAGACCUGAAUGUACCUGUAAUGGGCAAGCAGUGCUUCUGGAUGUAUCAGGGCGAAGAAGGCAAGCUCAGCGAAUCAAUGGGCAAUCAAGCCUCUCGCAUCUACCGCGCCAUUCGAAAUGGCGACCUCUAUCAACUCAUUGCCGACGUGGCUCAGGAACUCGAAUGAGGGUCGGAAUGGAUGCUUUGGAAGAAGUCGUAGUCUAUAGACUCUCCAGCGAUU
Molecule: messenger RNA, 2158 nt
Organism: Ceraceosorus guamensis
Lineage: Eukaryota; Fungi; Basidiomycota; Exobasidiomycetes; Ceraceosorales; Ceraceosoraceae
Product: phenylalanine ammonia-lyase
Exons: 8
Coding region: 221-2104 (627 amino acids)
Biological process (GO): L-phenylalanine catabolic process
Cellular component (GO): cytoplasm
Molecular function (GO): ammonia-lyase activity
Source: RefSeq, a predicted model, not a curated record